AUGAUUAAUUUCUUUAAUAUAGUUGUAUUUGUACUACACUUGUUUUAUAUCAUAGGAAUUAUAAUUUUAUUUCUAGACCAUGUACAGUCUUCUAAAUUGAAUAUUGUGUACAAGCCAAAUGGUAGUUUUUCGAAACCCUUGUUCAUAAAUAAUUUGUUUGAUUUUAAGGAAAAAUUUAAGAACAAUUUUGUUAAGAAACGAAAGAAAAGUGAUACAAAUUAUUACCAUGAUAAUUAUAAAAGGAACAAUUCAAAUACCAAUUCUAAUAUAUUUAUCGAAUCAUUCAAUAAAAAAAAUACUUUUAUUAAACCAAUAUAUGUAACCUUUCAAGAUGAUAUGAAUAAAAGUGUAGCUAGCCAAAAUGAAACCAAAAAAAAAAAAAAAAAAAAAAAAAAUUCUGAACAAAACCAGCUAUUUUUGAAAAGUACGAAACAAAAGGAUAUUCAUGAAAUGACGAUUGAUGAGGAAAUUGAAAAUUAUGAUAACAUACAAAUGGAUGAAGAAGAAAUGAAUAAUGAAGAGGAUCAUAAAGAAAGUGAUAGUAAUGAUAAAAAUAAUAAUGAUUAUAGUUAUGAUAAAAAUAAUAAUAAUAAUAAUAAUUAUUUUAAAAAUAUGGAUAAUAGUGAAUAUGAAUUGGUAAAUGAUUAUAUUUUAUUAAGAAAAAAUGGAUUAACAAUAAAAGAAUUAAUGGAACAAGGGAAAUGGGCUUGUCCAAAAGAAAAUUUAAAAAUGAUAAGAGAACGUGUUAAUUCAAAAAUUAAUUGGAACUACAUUUUGAAGAAAAACAAUGAAUUACUUAAGGAUAAUGUAGAUAAAAUAUAUCAUGGGAUAUAUAAAAAAGAACAUGUGGAUGAUUUAUUAUUUGUUUUUGAUACAUAUCCAUAUAAUUAUUUAAAUAUUACUAUGAGUGUUUUUUCUCUUUACAAAUUUGCAAAUAGUUAUCUAAACGAGAAGAAAGAAAAAAUGAAUAGUGUAAAUGAAAAGAAAUAUAAUUUUUUUAAUAAUAUAUGUAGUAAAGAUUUUUUGAUAAAAGAAGAUGAAAAAAAAAAAAAAGAUGAUAUGGAAAAUAUAAAUGAACUUUUAAAUAUAAAACAUAAUGAUAAUAAAUCAAGAUGUAAUGAAAAAACGAAUUCAUAUGAUGAUAACUUUUUUGCAUUAGAAAAUAUACAAGAUGAUGUUGGUGAUAAUAACAUUUUUAAAAUAAAAGAAGAAAGAAAACGAUUAUAUUAUAUUACAACCAAUAGAAAUUUUCAAAGAAUUGUAGGUUCAAUAAAUAAACAUCUAAAAAUUAUCUAUAGAAUAUUUUCUUCUAAUGAAAAAUUAUCUUCUUAUGAAAAAAAUAAAAAUGUGUACAAAUUUAUUCCUUAUAUAAAUAUUAAAGAUAUUAUUAUUAUUUUAAAAUCAUUCUGUAUAUUAAAAUAUGAUCAUGCAAAUAUAUAUAAAUAUAUAUAUUUUUUUAUUGUUCAUUUUAUUCAUAAAUUCGAUAUAUAUAAUUUAUGUCAAGCAGUCCAUUUAUGUAUUAUUAAAAAAAUAUAUAUCAAACCAUUAUAUCAAAACUUUUUAAAAUAUUUACAGAACAUUUUUCAACAAGAUAAAAAUGAUUAUAUAGGGAAAAUAGAAAUAGCUCAAAGUAAAACGUCUUCGUCUUCAAAUCAUAAACAAGAUACACAUGAUGAGUUACAGGAUGAUCAUAAUGCUACUAAUAAAAAUAAUGUUAAAAAAGAUAUGUUAUUGAAUAUAUCACAUGAUAAUAAUAGAAAUAACUUAUGUAAAAAUAUCAUUUCUUUAUAUGAUGAUAUAAAUAUUAAAGAGUUUUACAAUAACAUAGAAAACGCCAUGGAAGGAUAUUCUUCUAAUCCUUGCAAUUAUUAUACAUCACCUUUAUAUAAGAAUAACUUUAAUUAUUAUAUAUACCACUCUUGUAAUUAUUCUAAUAUUAACAAUGCUUUGGAUGAUGCGGAGGAAAAAAAAGAGAAAGAAAAAGAUAUAAAAGGUUUUAUGACAAAGGAUAUGAGAAAAGAGAAAGAAAGUUUUAUUGAAGACAAUAUUAAGAAGGAUAUUACAAUAAAUGAAAAUAAUAACAAUAUAAAUAAUAGAAAGGAUAUUAAUUUAUAUGUAUAUAUUUUAUAUGUUUUAUCUAAAUUUCCAUACAGUAAUGUAAAUAUAAUCAAUAAAAUUAUUUUACAUAUAUUAAAAGAUAUACAUAAUUUAUCAAUAGACGAACUAAUAUUAACUUUUUAUAGUAUAGCCGAGCUCGAAUACGAGGAUUAUGAAGUGCAAAAUUAUUUAUAUCUCUUAAUUUUUCAGAGGUUACAUUUGUUAAAUUAUAGAAAUAAUGACACCUUGUUAAAAUUAAUCAAAUCGUUAUAUUUGACAAAUAAUUUGGAUAGGGUAUAUGAUGGUACGAAAAUAGAAAAUACUCCUCUAAAGGUGGAUGUAAAAGGAAGGGAAAAGGAAAAACAACAAGAUGAUGAGAAAGAAGAAGAACAUAAAAGAAAAAACCAGCAAAAACAAAAUGAAUUUCAUAAUAAGGAAGAUGAAAGAAAAGGAGAAUUUCAUAUUAUGAAUAACGAAAAUAAUAGCUUAUCCAAUAAAAAAAAUUGUGAUUAUAAGAACCAUGUAGAAAAAGAAUAUCCUGAUAAUUUUAUAGAACAUAUAAAUAAUGAUGAAAGUAAUAAAAUGGAAAGUAUAAAAACUUUAAUGAUAUAUGUUAUAUCAAAGAUGGUAUUAAAAAAUGUAAAUAAUUAUAGUCCUAUUGAAUUAGUAGAUAUUAUUAGAUAUUUAUCUGCUUUUAAUUUUAUAAAUAAAGAAUUAUUUUCUUUUGUAUAUAAUUUACCAUUUUUUAAAAAUUUAAAUGAAGAUAUCUUAAACUAUUAUAAAAAUAAUGUGUAUUUUAAUCAAUCAUAUUAUGCUUAUACAAAAAAUAAUAAUAUAAAUACGCCUAUAGAAAUUAUGUUAUGUAAAUUAUAUCAAUCCUAUUUAACAUAUAAUAUGUUUAUAAAACAAAUUGACACUAGUUAUAUAAAAAAUGUAAUAAAGGAUGAUAUUAUUAAAACUAUAUAUAAAAGAAAUAAUGAACAAGUAAAAGUUAUACAAUUUGAUAAUUCAAUCAUCCAAUUAUUAAAAAACACCUAUCUAAAUAAUAUGAAAAUAUCUUCAUAUGCAUCUUCUUCUUUACAUUAUGAAAUAGCAGAUAUAAUAAAUAAAGAUUUUAAAAUACCCUGUCAUGUGGAAUAUCAAACCUCUAAUGGAAUCAUAAUAGAUAUAGCUAUAUUAUAUGAAGACAUCAAAAAAAUUGAUCCAACAUGUCCGUUCUUUAAAAAUAUUGCAAUCGAAAUAAAUGGUCCAUUUCAUUACAAAACGAAAUCUUUGAGUAACCAUUUUCCUUUGAUCAACACAAAGACAAUUUUAAAAAAGAGGCUAUUGCAAUUUGAAGACUGGGAUGUAAUAUCUUUUCCCUUUUGGGAAAUCAAGCCAUGGUUUAGUAAAACGAGGAAAGAAAGUUACAUAUUAAAAAUGUUACCCGAAAAGCUCAAAACUUUUUUUAAAUAA
Molecule: messenger RNA, 3552 nt
Organism: Plasmodium falciparum 3D7
Lineage: Eukaryota; Apicomplexa; Aconoidasida; Haemosporida; Plasmodiidae
Product: RAP domain-containing protein
Source: RefSeq, a predicted model, not a curated record